AGAGGCAAGAUUAAGGAAAUACAAACUGAGUUUUGACCUGUGAAAUCAUGUGUUGACAAGAUUUUUGCUGCAAGGAUAGUUGCUGAAGAGACCAUUGAAUGAUACAAGCUGCUCAUCACUGAACUGAAGUUUUAAGAAAGCCUUCUCUGUCUUCUAAUUCAGUCUGGAGCAUGUUGAUGUCGUGGCAUGAAAUGAUGAAUAGCAUCAGUGCAGAAGGCACAGAUACGGUGAAUGUAAACUUGAGCAGCUGGCGUCACGCAGAUCCCAGUUUCAGAUCCUACGAAGCUGUUUCCCCUGCUAUGAUGCCAGGGCAGAUCCCCGACCCGUCCCUGACGGCCGGCGCACUGCCUGGGCUUGGCCCCUUGACAGGACUGCCUGGCACAGCCCUGACCGCCGAGGAGCUAAAGUACGCUGACAUCCGCAACAUUGGGGCCAUGAUCUCACCACUUCACUUCCUGGAGGUGAAACUUGGGAAGAGACCCCAGCCUGUGAAAAGUGAGCUGGAUGAGGAAGAGGAGAGGAGGAAAAGGCGUCGAGAGAAAAACAAAGUAGCAGCAGCACGAUGUCGUAACAAGAAGAAGGAGAGGACGGAGUUCCUGCAGCGGGAGUCCGAGCGUCUAGAGCUCAUGAAUGCUGAGCUGAAGGCCCAGAUAGAAGAGCUGAAACAAGAGAGGCAGCAGCUGAUCCUGAUGCUGAACCGGCACCGUCCCACCUGCAUCGUGCGGACAGACAGCAUCAAGACGCCCGAGAGCGAAGCCAACCCACUGCUGGAGCAGCUAGAGAAGAAGUGAAGGUGGCACUGGGCCAGGAGGAGAAGACAGUGGUGCAGGGUCUUCCAGGGUCUCUAAUGUAUGUACUGUAUGAAGAACUGUGCACCCAGGCCUGGUGCAGCCAGGACCCAGUGGGCUUCCUUGGGAACUAUGGACCAAACAAAUAUGGGGACAGAGAAGAUCAGGAACCUGUCAACCAUGUACUCUGAGGCUGAACCCGGGAGCAGGGCUAGUGGCGCCGGUGAGGGCAACCUCCCUGUGAUACCUCAUCCCUGCCCUUCAGUCUGCUCGUGGCUCCAGGGACGCACGUCCCACCAGGACCACACGCCUUGUGGGGAGCAGGGCCCGCAGGCGGAGGAGCGUGGCUGCGUGAUGCCUGCCGGCGCCCUGCCCAGAGGCUGCUGCCGCUCCUGGCACACGCUCCGGAGGGAAACACGAACCCAAGAACCGCAAACACUUGAUGCAGCCCCGUCUGGUGGGCAGGCCUGUCGGGGCUUGGUGGCGCAGGCGCCCCCCACAAGCACACUCUCAGUAUAAUGUUUACAGCCCAGCUGUCCAUGUCGGCCGUGCUUUUGAAUGCACAUUUUUACACUUUUUUAAAGUAUUUUUUACAAAGUUUUUAUACAGCAAUCUCUAUAUGGAUUUAUAUAAUCACUAGAUGUGAUCCCAUAGAAGUGUAUGUUAUGAUGGUCUGUUUGUUACAAACACAUAUGCCACAGUUAUCUCCAUUGUGUUACGUGUCUGGCUCCUUCCCCAGUGUGCUGGGAAAGGGGUCUAAGCCGCCCUCCGCAGUGGUGUCGCUACCCUUUCCAUCCAUGUAUGUCCUUCAUAAUACUCAGUUCUGUAUCUUGCAGUAAAUGUUACCU
Molecule: messenger RNA, 1636 nt
Organism: Athene cunicularia (burrowing owl)
Lineage: Eukaryota; Metazoa; Chordata; Aves; Strigiformes; Strigidae
Gene: JDP2
Product: Jun dimerization protein 2
Exons: 4
Coding region: 171-791 (206 amino acids)
Biological process (GO): regulation of transcription by RNA polymerase II
Cellular component (GO): nucleus
Molecular function (GO): DNA-binding transcription factor activity, RNA polymerase II-specific; RNA polymerase II cis-regulatory region sequence-specific DNA binding
Source: RefSeq, a predicted model, not a curated record